Messenger RNA from Megalops cyprinoides (Indo-Pacific tarpon), 1103 nucleotides. Its product is annotated as CD276 antigen-like. Lineage: Eukaryota; Metazoa; Chordata; Actinopteri; Elopiformes; Megalopidae. The transcript is spliced from 6 exons. Bases 60 to 1103 code for a protein of 347 amino acids. Gene Ontology annotation, cellular component: external side of plasma membrane. Gene Ontology annotation, biological process: cellular response to lipopolysaccharide; cell surface receptor signaling pathway; T cell costimulation. The record is from RefSeq and is a predicted model, not a curated record.
GUUACAGAUUCAGCUUUUCUUGACUUUUCAUCCGUUCGGAGCGACAGAGUCUCACAGUGAUGGCAGGGACUCUGAUGGCUUUCAUAACCGCCGUCCUCCCGUGGAUUCUGACAUUGGCUCUGUGUGAAGAUACACCUGUUACCUGCCUCUUCUCUGAGGCCUGUGUGCUGCCGUGCAGCUUCAAACCCUCGCAGAAAGUCCUCAUUCACUGGCUGAUAAUGGAAGAAGUCAUUGUCCAUAGCUAUUAUGAUGGCAAUGACCAACUAGAGCACCAAAAUGGGCGCUACAAAGGACGGACCUCUCUCUUUAGGGACCUGAUCUCUCACGGCAACGCAUCCCUGCUGCUACAGAACACCAGCAUUCAGGACCAGGGCAGAUACAAGUGUUACACCAGCACCACACUGGGCAACCAGGAGUCCUUUGUGAGCCUGAGAGUGGAGGCUCCCAUCAAAUCAGUGAGCAUGGAGAGGACCAGAGAGGGAGUCGCCUGCAUGUCCCAGGGCAUCUACCCCACCCCUCGCGUUUCCUGGUCCACUGAUCCACCCACACCAUCAGGAACUCUGCAGGACUCCAGCCAGCCGACUGCAGAUGCCCAGGGACUGUUCUCAGUGAGCAGCACAGUGAGGAUGCUGGGAAAUCUUUAUGACCACGCCUAUAUCUGCUCCGUGUCCAAAGAGGACGGGACCGGGGAGUGGAGGGCCUCGUUCAGACAGCAAGAGGACAUCCAUGGAGAAGUGGGCCAAACCCUGGCCAUCCCCUGCCCUGUACCAAAGCCCAGCCUCCAGAACUUCACUCAGACCUGGACCUUCAUGGGACAAACCCCGCCCAUCCUCACACACAACAGCAGCACCUCACACCGGCAUAUCUCAGACCUGUGGAAGAACCGGGUUCAGGACCUUUUAGAAACCGGGUCGCUCCUGAUCCAGAACCCAGAGGGCCAGAACCUCACAGGAACGUACACCUGCAAGGUGUUAGCUGACCGGACUCUGCAGCUGGUGCAGACAUAUGUCAACAUUACAGAGAUUGAUCAGAGUGUGAGUCUGAUGGUAACCAGGGGAGAGGAGAAGGACCAGAAGAAAGAGGAGAGGAGGCACAGCCACUGA